This is a messenger RNA of Erythranthe guttata (spotted monkey flower), 1397 nucleotides long. NCBI's taxonomy places the organism in Eukaryota, Viridiplantae, Streptophyta, Magnoliopsida, Lamiales, Phrymaceae. The record is from RefSeq and is a predicted model, not a curated record.
AUGGCUAAGAUCUUAAAUUCUUGUUUCAUCGUCUUUUCGAUUAUAUGCCUCGUCAUCGGUUCUCAAGUUUAUGCAGUGCCUUAUGAUUACUCAUACACAAAAGAGUGUUUAGCAAAACCGUUAAAGCCUCAAUACGAGGGAGGAGUGAUUGUGAAUCCCGAACUAAACGAAGGAUUGAAAGGAUGGACGAGAUUCGAAGAUUCGACGGUGGAGCACAGAGAAUCCGACGAUGGCAACAAGUACAUUGUUGCUUCCGCAAGAAAACAACCGUUUCAUAGUUUCUCGCAGAAGUUUAACUUAGAGAAAGAAAAACUCUACACUUUCUCCGCUUGGCUGCAAGUAAGCAAUGAAGAUGCAUACAUAGCAGCAAUUUUCAAGACAAAUACAAGCAAUGUAUAUGCUGGCUGGAUAACUGCCCAUAAGGGUUGUUGGUCAAUGGUCAAAGGUGGACUAGUGGUCAAUGUUUCUGGCCCUGCUGAACUCUAUUUUGAGAGCAACAACACAAAUGUUGAUAUUUGGGCAGAUAGCAUUUCAUUGCAGCCAUUUACCAAUGAAGAGUGGAAAUCCCACCAAGAUCAAAGCGUUGAGAAGUUCCGCAAAUCAAAGGUGAAAUUUCAAGCGGUGGAUCAGCACGGCCAACCCAUACCAAACGCCACCGUUUCAAUCAAACAGAACAGCGCCAAUUUCCCCUUUGGCACGGCCAUCAACCAAAACAUCCUCCAAAACGGCGCGUACCAAAACUGGUUCUUCUCCAGAUUCAAAUACACUGUUUUCGAAAACGAACUCAAAUGGGCGGAGACCGAACACAACAGAGGCGUCGUCGACUACUCCGUCCCCGACGCGCUGAUCAAUCUAGCGAAAUCGCACGGAGUCACGAUCCGCGGGCACAACGUCUUAUGGGACUCCCCGAAAUACCAGCCACGUUGGGUGCCGGGACUUUCGUCGAACGACUUGGCUGCAGCCGCGCAGAAGAGGCUGAUCUCAGUGAUGACCAAAUACAAGGGGCGGUUCAUUCAUUGGGAUGUAGUGAACGAGAAUAUGCACUGGAACUUCUUCGAGAGCAGGCUCGGCCCGAACAUUUCCACCGUUUAUUACAAGUAUGCAAACAAGAUUGACGGGAGCAGGACGACGCCGUUUCUGAACGAGUUCCACACCAUUGAGGAGAGUAGCGAUGGUGUUGCGUCGCCGUCGAAGUAUUUGCAGAAGAUUGAUGAGAUGAGGCGGGGGAGGUAUGCUGGGCCUUUGGGUAUUGGCGCGCAGGGACAUUUUAAUAAUGUGAAUUUGCCGUAUACGAGAUCCGCCAUUGAUAUGCUUGCUUCUGCUAAAUUGCCGCUUUGGGUGACGGAGCUCGAUGUUAAAGCCGGGCCCAACCAGGUAAAAUUGAACUAACGGUAAAU